Messenger RNA from Doryrhamphus excisus (bluestripe pipefish), 1553 nucleotides. It is a transcript of the gene tmem119b, whose product is annotated as transmembrane protein 119b. NCBI's taxonomy places the organism in Eukaryota, Metazoa, Chordata, Actinopteri, Syngnathiformes, Syngnathidae. The record is from RefSeq and is a predicted model, not a curated record. Gene Ontology annotation, biological process: positive regulation of osteoblast differentiation; positive regulation of bone mineralization; positive regulation of osteoblast proliferation. Gene Ontology annotation, cellular component: plasma membrane.
GUUUUUAAACACCGUCUGUCUGCACCAUUCCAAGCCAGGUUCUUGGAAAAGCGCAGAUGUAGAGCGGGUAUACGGACGACUGGCAUACGUUCAGACGUGCAGUUCCAAUAGAGGAGCUUCAUUGGGAAUUCCUCUCCUUAACCGCUGGAUGACCGUGGAGGUGAAAUGAAGCUCCUUCAUGUGAUCACCGUCUCUGCCGUCUACAUCAGCAGUGGUCUAGCAUCGCCGCUAACCUCAUACAGCUCGGCUGAGGGCAGCACGGACUUGGAGGACCUCUAUGUCACCUUCUCUGUUCCCACUAAAAGCGCCUCAUCGGAUUAUUACCAGACGACAUCUACUGGCCCCGCCCAUCAGGAAGAAGAGUACCUGAGAAAGGUGGUGGACUUCCUGGAGGACAACAUGCUCCUCAUUCUCGUCUUAGCCUCGCUCCUUUUUCUCAUCUUCCUUGUUGCGUGCGGGGCGAUCGUCUUGAGUCGGCGGCGUAGGGUCAACGCCUACUACCCGUCCUCCUUCCCGUCCAAAAUGUACGUGGACCAAAUGGACAAGACCGGAGGCGCUCGAGUCUUUCAUGAGCUGCCAGAGAAGGCGGCGCCGCGACAGGAGAUCCAGCCAGUGGACUCUCAUCUGCAGCUUCAAGCAGACAUUAUGAAGGCCGCCAAGAAUCUGAGAUCGCCAACAAAAACUGGGGAGGUGGCCAGCAUUCCUCAGGACAAACCAGACGGAGACGUGAUCCUGGAUGAGAAGGAGCCGCCAAGUCCUGCUGAGGAAAAGGAGACAUGUGAAGCAGCUGCAGCAGCGGGAGUGAACUUGACUUCCUCUGUGGGACAGGAAGACAAGUCCCAGGUGUCGGUGAGGAGUCUGAGGCCUGCUUCUUUGCAUCUUCACAAUGACUCAGCAACAUUGCAACUCAUUGCAGGAGAGAAAACUGCAUUCUAAGGACUGGUAAACAAACUUUUCUACAGAUGGACUUUACCCCCUCUUUUAUCUGAUGAAGACUUUGCGGACAGCUUGGGGAAGAACAGUAGUAAACCAGGAGACCCUCACGAAUGGUCUACAAUACCCCACAGGAGUGGAAGUAGCGGUAAAGGGCGUCUAUUAUCACUUUCUGUAGGUGAAAUGUCCCCAUACUACCCAUACUGUAAAACAAGGGUCUCAAACACGCGGCCCGGACACUAGUUUGAGGCCCCCGCCUUGAUAUGAAAGUGCGGCCCGUGCAAGUUUGAUAUGGAUGCUGUAUGGUAUCAUGUACCCAGAAAAAAUUAUUACGUUUGAUUAAUGUUCAUGUUAAAGGUUAAAUAACUGUUAAUAGUUAUCCUCCCUAUCCGUGUGGAAGUGGUAAGUUUUGGGCUUUUUUACGUUUAAAGGAAAUAACUUGGAGGCUACCGUUUAGGUCGCUAGAUCUCUAGUUUGCGAGUUAGCAUGUGUCUCAAGACCCUGCAGUUGCGCAAUAUGUUGUAAAUAAAAAAAGUAUAAAUGUGACUAUAGUCGUGUUUUGUCAUGUCUACAGGGCUCUAAUAAUGCUUUGUUAAUUUUAAUCUGAAAAAAAUAAUUUG